AUGUUUGUUUCCGCGCAAAAUCACGGAGCGUUCGUCGUAGCUUCGACUCGAAAUCUUGGUGGUCAGAAGAAGAAAGAGUUGAGCACCGCCACCUUUAGACAACGCUCGUCGUCCUCGAAAAGAGCGUCGACGUCGGGGUAUAAAGUUACGGCGGCUGCUGGAAGCGAGGACGACGAUUUCGUUCCCGCGCAAGACUCCUCGCGGUUUCGCCAAAAACCAAUCGAGGACGACGACGAAGACGACGAGAAACCGUCCGGUUUGCUCGGGAACUUGGUCUCCAACCUCCCGACGUUGCGCAAAGAAGACGCUCCGGACUCUUACGGCAACCGACCGGAAUCGAAGACGUUGACAGAAGGCAGAUAUAAACGACCGACGACGGUCCGAGUCGGCAACGUGGACGAAGCGACCGUCCGCGGCGAAGAUUUUGAAGUCGCCGAAGGCGGACCCGGCAUCGGUUUAUUGGUGACGUUGUUGUUCGGCGCGGCGGUGUUAGGCGGCGCGUAUUUAACCGUACAAAAGCUCACUUCGGAACCGCCGGCGGCGACGAAACGAUCGUCCAGACGCAUGCCAGCCAGCGAUAAACCAGAGUUAAAAUCCGCUCCUUCUCUCGUCCCCGCCGCUACUCCUCCCGCCGCUCCGUCUCCUUCUUCGGAGGAGUAG
This is a messenger RNA of Bathycoccus prasinos, 660 nucleotides long. RefSeq lists its product with no specific name. NCBI's taxonomy places the organism in Eukaryota, Viridiplantae, Chlorophyta, Mamiellophyceae, Mamiellales, Bathycoccaceae. The record is from RefSeq and is a predicted model, not a curated record. The coding region runs from base 1 to 660 and encodes 219 amino acids. The transcript is spliced from 2 exons.